This is a messenger RNA of Doryrhamphus excisus (bluestripe pipefish), 4733 nucleotides long. Lineage: Eukaryota; Metazoa; Chordata; Actinopteri; Syngnathiformes; Syngnathidae. The record is from RefSeq and is a predicted model, not a curated record.
AAAGCAUCCAGCAGAGUGGAGCGUCCACCACACCAGCUGGUUAAGUUGUCCUCUUCCUGUCUUUCUCCUCCAUUCCCCAGCAGCUUCAAGCAGGACUACAGACGUCCCAGAGACUUCCGCUCCUCAGACAACCCCACACGGCUCGUCACCGUCUGCUUUCUCCGGCGACUGCGGAUUUAUCUUCGAGCCUUUCGUGCACCGGUCCGAGUUGGAAGAGCAACAGCCUCCACCGGAGCAUCAGUGAGGUAAAAAAUUUCUACAUCACACUGCAGUCAUGGAUGAGAUGGACCUGCCCCAGAUGAAGAAGGAAGUGGAGAGCCUCAAGUAUCAGUUGGCCUUCAAACGAGAGAAGUCCUCCAAAACAGUGACAGAUUUGGUGAAGUGGAUAGAGGAUGGCGUCCCAGAGGAUCCCUUCUUGAACCCGGAGCUAAUGAAGAACAACCCGUGGGUGGAGAAAGGAAAAUGCAUCCUUCUGUAGGAGAAGGCGCUCAGCCUGUCAUUCCCCGUCGAUGUAAACCGCACCUACAGAGGAACCCCCGACCCCCCCAGGACGCUGCCUCCCAACCUCUCACCAUGAAUGUACAACAAUCCCCAACACGCACCCCCCACCACAAAACACACCGACACACUUUUGCCUGACUGCCACACUUUCACUGCAAGUUCAUUCUUGCAUUGUUACUGUAUAACGAUCAAUACUCCACCUAGUCUCUAUAUACGACAACCUACUUAUGCAGCCGUAAGGCACAAUGUUUCAUUCUGUUUUUGCUAUGAACAUCUACGCUGUUUUGUUCAAUACUCGUCGAUGAGCUAAACCUUCUAACAUCCUCACUCUCACUAUCAGCCACAGACAUAUAUUAUACUUUUCACUUCUUACCAACUUACUAAACUAACUUUUUUAUUUCCAAAAUAAACUGCAUAAUUAGAUGGAUGACAUAACGAUGCCUUAACGUCGCUCAUGGUCAUUAUUUGCAUUCAUGCAAUUUUUCUUGUGUUGGCACAUAACAGUUUUAAUAAUCAAUCCAACCCACCAAGUUGCUUCAGAUAAUACUACAUGUAAAGACAUUGCGACUGUAUGAUUAUUAUUUUUUGUACUUGUUAGUCAUUGUACACUGGGGAUGUCCAAACUUUUUCUACCAAAGUUAUUUGGUAUUAUUAGGGUUAUUAUUAUUAGGGUUAUUAUUAGGGAUGCCCGAUAUUUUUGCCAAAAAAUGAUAUGCUGAUAUUGUCCAACUCUCAAUUUCCAAUACUGAUAUCAGCUGAUACGGAUAUGGUUUCCACUCGACUCCCACUUCAUAGCUACAGUGAUAGUUCCCCCUCACUGUGCAGGGAGCUUGUUCAUACUAGGGACCGUCACUAAAUUAUUCAUUCAUUUUCUACCGCUUAUCCUCACAAGGGUCGCGGGGGUGCUGGAGCCUAUCCCAGCUGUCUUCGGGUGAGAUUCGGGGUACACCCUGGACUGGUCGCCAGCCAAUCACAGGGCACAUAUAGACAAACAACCAUUCACACUCACAUUCAUACCUAUGGACAAUUUGGAGUCGCCAAUUAACCUAGCAUGUUUAUGGAAUGUGGGAAGAAACCAGGAAUUGAACUCGGGUCUCGGAGCUGUGAAGGCUUCGUGCUAACCACGUGUCCUCCAUGCAGCCCACUAAAUUAUUAUUGUGUUUAAGUGUUUAUUAAAAAAAGAUCAUAUAUUCUAAAUCACAACACAAAGCUGGGAUGCAGUUGGGAUGCAGGUGGGAUGCGGCAUGCGACCACACAUCCCUGUGAUGAGAGUCAAGAGCACGAGUAACGCUUUAAACCAACUACUCAGUGCAUCUCUUAAGGUGUCAGGGACUGACAUAGUAUCGAGCAGCUAGAUCGCAGACCAAUAAAAAACAAACUACGGGCCACAAGUGGCCCCUGGGCCACACUUUGGACACCCCUAUUGUACAUGAUUCAUUUCAGACAUUUUCAUAAUUUAUUCUAAGGCUUUUCUGCAAACAUGAGUUUGAAAAAGUGUGCAUAUGCCCCAUAAUUGAAGUGAUAUAUAUUUUAGCAUUGCACAUCCGAUGAUACAGAAAUACUAAAAAGACUAAAUUCACUGCCUGGAAUAUUUCACCAAACAACAAAAGCCUUUCCCCGUACUAAAAGUAGACACGUUUACAGCUUUGCUUUGAAGCAUGUUUUUAUUAUAUACCAUAUUAACGCAUGUUGUUGUUCUUUCCUGUCAUUAGAUCCGAGUGUGUGUGUCUACAUGUGUGUGUGUGUUGUUGUUCCGGGCCUCUCGAGGGGUUUUUCGUUCUCCCUCCCCUCCUUACCGACAGUCCCCACGGACAACACAGUCAUCGUGCAAACACUCUCUUGACCCCUUUAACUUAUGAAACCUUUUGCUCUAUUUAUUUUAUUUAUUUAUUUAUGACAACCUUUUCCUGUGAUGUUUGGGUUUUUUUUGUCUCCAUCUGCCUCAUAUUCCCAUAUUUCCCAAGAGAAUUCCGAGAAUGCAAAACCUUGUCAGAUCAACUGCCUUGGAUACAAUUUCCUUAAAACAAGAAUGUACAUACGUAUUUGGCAUGAGGUUUGAACACUAGUACUGACCACUGUCUGUGUUGUCAUUUUGUGUCACGUUGCUUGGUGGGAAAGGUGAUGAAGUAGGACGACACGGGAACCUCACGUCAUCUCAGUACUGUAAUGACUCUCAUUAUGUUGGAUUUUUCCAGAUCCCCAAAGGCUUAUUCUGUAAUUGAGUGACUUUUGUACAAUGGAUUAAUUGCAUAUAUUUAAUUGAAAGUACAUGGUCUGAUGAUGUGCUAAUUAAUUCAUAUUUGCAUGCAUAAAACAGCACUUCUGUCCUUGUCAAUCAUAUAUGAGAGGAACUUAUUGCCAAGCAGGUACUGGUUAUAUUUAGUAAAUUGUGCUACUAAAAAAAUAAUGUUACUUCAAAAGUACCCCCUGUAAUAACAUAUUUCAUUUUUAAUUUCAUGGUUUUCCUAGUUUUAGAUGCUAGCCAUGCUAAUUUUUGAUGUUUUGCUGGUCAGUGCAUGACAAGGGACUCGUAAAGUGGAUUCCACCUUCUGAGUUCCGUGUUUGGAGUUUGUCCAGCAACCCUAGUGCUCUCAGUUCUGGUCUUGAAAUUCAAUGUUCUAUGGUCUCUUCUCCAACAUUAGAACUGAAUGUUGAGGGUAUUGAACUGAUCACAACUGGAACCUUUGCCUUGGUCUUGACUCUUAAAUCAUCUUUGUUGUGUCGGAUUGGGAGCGAGGUCUUGUAUCUCUGGGUUUUGUUCAUCAGUGAGGGAAGGUUGGGGUUUGGUCAUUGCAGUCAUUGUACCGGACCGUCGUGGUGAAGAGAGAGCUGAGUCGGAAGGCAAAGCUCUCAAUUUACCAGUCGAUCCAUGUUCUUCUCUCCCUCACCAAUGGUCAUGAGCUUUGGAUCAGGACCGAAAGAAUGACACGGCGGAUACAAGCGGCUGAAAUGAGUUUCCUCCAUAGGGUGGCUGGACUCACCCUAAGAGUAGAGUAGAGUAGAGCCACUGCUCCUUCACAUCUAAAGGAGGCUCGGCCAUCUAGUCCAGAUGCCUCCUUGGUGUUCUGGGCAUGCCCAGCCAGGCCAUGGCCCCAGGGCAGACCAAGGACACGCUGGAGGGAUUAUGUCUCACAGCUGGCCUGGGAACGUCUUGGGGUCAACCUGGGGGGAGCCGGAAAAGGUGGCAGGAGACCGUGAAGUGUGGACUUCCCUGAGACCGACCCGAAUUACUGGAAGAAGAAGGAAUGGAAAGGAAUCUUUGUAAAUUAUUUUUCUUAUUAUAAUUUUAUGAUUUUACUGCCAUAUUUUGACUUAAUUCAUAUAAUAUUAUAGCUUUUUCCUCCACCAAUUUUUUCAAAAAAUACUUUAUUUUGUUUUGUUUCUAAUAACAUUAAAACUUUGAAAUUUAAAAAAUAUGUUCUUUAGUAUUUAACAUUUUUGCAUAUAGUUGUGUAAAAUUUUUACUUUUUUUUCAUUACAAUUUAAAUUACAUUUUCCAACUAUUUCAGCUUUCUUCUUGUAAAUGUUUUUGUCAUAAUAUGUUCUUCCCAUAAUAUUAUAUGAUUUAAUAUAUAUAUAUUAUUACUUAAUAUUAUUGUCAAAUAAUAUUAUUUUCCCCAACCAAAUUUUCACAAUUUUAUUUUUGUGUUAUUUGUUUCCCAUAUAAAUGAAAAAAAUAUUAAAAUGUUAACUUUUUCUAGUUAUAUUUUGACUUUAUUCUCACAAAACUUUUGAUUUUUCUAAUUUUAUUUAAUUUGACUUUUUUGUAGUUUUCUUGUUAAACAGCUACUUUCUGCAAAUGGCCCCCAGGACACACUCUGAACACCCCUGAUCAAAACAGUCCAGUUGUGAUUGAUUCAAUAUCCUGCGAAUAUUAUGACCUGGAGGAAAGAGACAUUUGAACUGAACAAUCUCCCAUUGGAAAAGCAGCAAAUGCUGUUUGCUGGAGAUGCUCAGCACUUUUCCUGCCCCUGGUUUGUGCUUAUUGGCUAUGACAUCUGUAACUCUUUAGUUCCGUUUUGUAUAACCUGAAUGUAUGUGUGUGGUAUCUUUGAUUUUAAUGUCAGCAUAACCUUGUGUCAAACUAGCUAGCAGCAUAUCCUCCUUGUGAGAAUGCUUUGGAGUUCCUAUUAUGCAUCAGACUAAGCCCAAGUGUAAAGAUGACAAGCAAUAAAUUCAAGAUCAUUUUUUAUUGGAUUUUUUGCAAGAACAUUUAUCUUAAUAAAGUAGAC